Messenger RNA from Prunus armeniaca (apricot), 1128 nucleotides. Lineage: Eukaryota; Viridiplantae; Streptophyta; Magnoliopsida; Rosales; Rosaceae. The record is from the annotation of a GenBank genome assembly.
AUGGAGUUCAAGUCGUACAAGGACGACGCCUGGUACGACGUGCGCAUAGAGACGGAGAGCAACGGCGACAGUGGCGGCAAUGGCCGGAGACUGAGGGUCAAAUUCUCCGGGUUCGCCGACGAACAUGACGAGGUCGUCGACGGCAAGGACUUGAAGUCGUUUAAAGACGUCGACUUUUUGAGAUGCCGGUUCAGGCCCAUGUCGGUUCAGCUUCAGGACACAGAGUGUUCUCAGGUGCACAAGGGCUUGAGCGUCUGCGCUGCGCACUCUGCUUACCCCGAUGAUCGGCGCUUCUACGACGCCGUUGUGGACGGGGUGGUGCGUAAUGAGCAUCGGUUUGAAAAUGGCGAAGAGCAAUGCACAUGCAGCUUUAUCCUUUCAUGGAAGCACGGUCCUUAUUACGGGUCAUUGAGUGAACAGGCUCUUGAGAACAUUUGCAGAAUCCAGCCUCCUCUUGCUGUUGACAAAUUGGAUCCCCUGCUCGCCUCUUUUCUAAACUCAGCCAGGAAGACGGUUCAAGCCACUGGCUUUUUUGAUUCAGGUGCAAGGUCUCAACGUUUAAAACAGGAAACAAAGCUUGCCAGGUCGAUCUCAAGUCAUUUAAAAGGAGAUGACGUAGAUAUCGGAGGAGUUCCUCAUAUGAUAAUCAUUGACAAUCUUGAGAAGGGGAUAUCACCAUUAACCAUUAUGGAAUUUAUUCAUCACCACCUUUCAUUCCCAUGUCAAGCAUUUGUUUCGCCCAGUAGAGUUUUAGAGUCGUAUGCACGAGGAGCUAUCCUGUUGCACAGCAAACGGAACUUUGACAAGUUAUCUGCCUUUUUGGAGAAUCCAGAUCACAUCAUCAUUUCCUCAAGAGGAAGGCCUUGGUUAAUGACUGAAAAAACACCAGUACAUGACACACACAUGGCAUUGAUUGAAACCUUCAGGCUCACAUCUCAGAAUGUGCAACAGACUAGAAGAACUGGAACUUGCAAUGAAUUGAAGGUUGUCAUUUCUGGGACUAAAGAGUACAGUACGGCUAAGCAGCUAAAGGAUUUGUUCGAGAGAUUUGCUAAUCAUAUUUAUAAGCUUCACCAGAGGUUAGUGGUUGAAGAGGGUAGGAUCUUACAGCUACCUGAUGAGGUGUAG